Molecule: messenger RNA, 3404 nt
Organism: Hydractinia symbiolongicarpus
Lineage: Eukaryota; Metazoa; Cnidaria; Hydrozoa; Anthoathecata; Hydractiniidae
Product: octopamine receptor beta-2R-like
Exons: 2
Coding region: 2054-3301 (415 amino acids)
Biological process (GO): G protein-coupled receptor signaling pathway
Cellular component (GO): membrane
Molecular function (GO): G protein-coupled receptor activity
Source: RefSeq, a predicted model, not a curated record
CUGCCUUACUAUACGAUAAAAAAGAAGAUAGAGAAAUUACAAUUUAAUGAGCAUUGUGUUAGUUUGCGUAAAUGUAAUGUUACCAUUUUGAUUUAAAAAUAUUGCUACUAAACCAAGAUAAAGAGGUUUAUAAAGAAAAGUCAUUGGCUAAGAUAAACAUAAAAUUGAAUUCCGAAGACUACUUGAAUUGAAUCCGGUUAGUUUGCAAUGCAUCGUAAAGCAACGUUUCCAAGUUUCUGAUAAAUUCAAACGUCGUUUGAAUUUAUCAGAAGAAGGGAAUAUUGUUCAGUAAUACUCCUUUUUUUUUUGCAAAAUUGUAUACACAACCUUACCUCUAUUCGGGAGAGUGUAUGUUGGCAAAAAUAUUUUUACGAAUAAUCCGCGAAAGUUUUUGAUGCGAAAGUAGUUAAAGGCGCAAGUUUGGUAUGAUCAUGAUAUGAUGUAUUGCAACCUCAUCCCCAGGGCUUUUCUACGUCUAUGAAUGUCAGAAUGUCAUAGGUGUAGAGGAGCACUGCGGAUGAGGUUGAAUAUAACGUAUACAUCGCACGUUAUAUAUGACAACGUUUCCUCGUCAUUAAGGCGGUUUUUAUAUAUACUAAAAGUUGUCACAAAGUUACCGAUAUAUAUGUAAAUAGUGUCUACACCACCUUUGUUACCACGCCUUCAAACGUUACGUGUAGCAACGUGUCAAGGAAAGUCUUUCUUGUCAUGAGGCGCUUUCAAUCAACUCAACUUGGAUUUUAUCAUUCAUUUUAUCAUUCUUGUCCCAACCUUGAGCUCUGGGGACGAAAAUGGAUCUUUACAUAAUGAUAAUUAGGAUUAAAGUAAGUAAGUAAUUAACGUGCGUACGUCACGUCAUUGAAGUACUGAUGACACACACGAACCUUUAAUUUCAAAAUUCGUUCAUGUUUAUUCUUGUUCUCAUCAUCAUCCUCCACUACCUCUUUUUUCCGUUCACAUGCUCUCGGAUGAAGUUACAAACUUAAUGGACCAGCCUCAUCAUUUGCGUUAGUUUUUUUUUUUUUUGAGCGAGGAAUUUUAUUUCAGUGUCAAACUAUCGCGCCCACCCCUUUCUGAAGUAAGUCAGAUUUCACUGCCUGAAAAAAUUGGUCUUUUAGAGUCACGGGAAAAGAAUAAUAUAUUCAUCUCUCAUACAGCGUUUCCAUUUUGAGAUAAAAAUUUGGUAGCUACUUAGAAGUAAAUCUAACUUUUAGUAUUUUGGUUAUUUGAAAGUUGAAAAAAAAUAUUUAGUUUAACCAGGAAAAAAAUUUGCUUAUAAUACUCUAAAAGCUUUUUUUUCAACUUUUCCGCCAGAAGACAGAGCAGGAAAGCAAGUAAGUGGAUUGUAUUAUUAACCUCAUGUUGGUUAACAUGUUUAAACAUGACAAUGUCUAGUCUAUAUCGAGACAACUAUACGUCACGAAAAUUCAACUAAAAGAAAUUGCAGACAGUACUGAACGAUAAACAAGUUGUAUUAAUAAGAAAUCCUUUUCAUAUAAAUCAACCCUCUAAUUUCUAAUCGCUUUAAAAUUUAACAGACCGACACAUUUCGUAAGCUUGAACAAAAAAUUGCAUGAGUAAAAAAGAACCAAUCUCGUGUCAACUCUUUGAAACGUUUGCCAUUAACUUGUAUAAUAAUAAAGGCCUGGUACUAAACUGGUUGCACGAUUCGCCACGCAAACAAAAAACUGCAUUUUAUAAUUUUGUCACCUAAUUGGCAAGAGUAAAUAAGCUAACGUUGUAUUUGUACAUGAUUUUACACAGUGCUUAAGGCUUCUUUUAUACUACGAAAAACUUCAAUGACAUAUAAUCCUACUUUUGUGAUGCAAUGUUAGCAAUUUCGCGUGAAUAUGAGUAACUUCCGCUAGUGGAAACUUAGCCGUAUGGACUUCUAAGAUACUACACACGUUUAGAUUUGAUUAUAACAGAUACAACUAACGACAACAAAUAAAAAGAAGGACAAAAUGAAAGAAUCAGUUGCUAAAAAAUAAGAAAAGAAGAAAGAAGUAGUAACAAAAAGAAAGAAAUCAUCCUGAAAUUGGAGAUAGUAAAGAUGGAUUGGAAAUGGAGAUUGUGUGUGCGAUUCUUCAUGCUAUUGACUUACAGUAGUUUUAGUACAUGCUUCGCAUUCAACAGAACGUCCGAAAAUAAAUCAGUGCAGAAUGAAACUUAUUAUCCUGACCCGUGUGAAACAGCGACCGAAUCAUACCGAGAUAUCAUUUUCGUUUUCCUUCUGGUCUGUGUCUUUAUCAUUGCUGUCGUUGGAAAUAGCUUUGCUGUUGUUGUUAUAGUACUUUCGAAGACGCUUCGUUCACACCCCACUAAUAUCUUUAUUGCUUCACUAGCCGCUAGUGAUUUGGGUGUAACAUUCUUCACCAUACCUAUAACAAUAGAUGGAUAUAUAUACCGUCAAAAUUUCUGUUUUCAUGAGCUGGUCUGUAAAAUGUCAAAUUUUACAGAACUGGUUUUCCAUAUUAGUUCGGUGUCACACCUAUUUGCAAUCGCUAUUGAGCGAUUUUUAGCUAUAAAAGCUCCGUUUGCACAUCAUACUAUAAUGACGAAAAAGACAACAUUUAUUUGCGUACUAGCAACUUGGUUAUACAGUGUGAUUUGGGCAUUUCUUGGUAUGGUCAACUGGGAAACUGGAUCGUUUGAUAACGUGAAAUUGUUUGAUGCAGAGGGCACAAGAGUAUGUGCAAAUGAGAACCGAAUAUAUUUCACAGUCGUGUAUUCUGUGACAUACUUAAUACCACUAUGCAUUAUGGGAGCGUUAUAUGCGGCCAUUUUGAAAAUUGCGCUUAAACAAGCUCGAGCAGUUGCUUCAUUGCGCCCACAAAAUCUGGACCCAAUAAAUAUAAAAAAUAAUCAGAAAGUUUCCACGAAAAAAACUCAGGAGAUGAGAGCUACAAAAACAUUAGCUAUCGUGUAUGGUGCGUUUUUCGUGUGUUGGUUCCCGGUCACAAUAAUCACGCUAACCUCGAAUUGGUGCCCAGAAUGUUAUGUAAAUUUUAGAAACGAAAACAAAUUUGCGUUCGAGAUGGUUGUGGCACUUUUCAUCGAGGCAUUGCCACCACUGAAUUCAUGUUUAAAUCCUUUCGUUUAUAUAUUAUUUAAUAGACAAUUCAGAAAAGCGUUCAAGAAUUUAAUUUUGAAAAUGUUGCGGAAACCGAGAAAUAUCGAUAAUGACACAAAUCGUUCGUUUUCUGGCACGUUAAGUAAAAUAAGAAAGCAAACAAGAGAGAGAUACAAACCGAAUGAUGAAACAUUCAGUCAACGAAGUGGCAGUCCUAUGGUGUUUUAAAAGCGAAGUUCAGGAGUAUUCUCGUAUUACCACGCUUAAACUAAUCUUAUCAUGUAAAUAUUGCAGAUUGCAUUUUUUUUUAUAACAUUUCAUUUGUGUCUCA